UAUGAUAAACAUCUUUUUAACAUCGACAUGGUUUCUAAAAUUAAAGAAGCUGUACCUCUGCUGGCCAGCACUGUAAGCAACCGACGACGUCACCAAAAACAGCUACCCAGUUGUUUUGGGAGAAGAAGAAAAGGGUUACAAGCGGAAGAAACACCGGAUUUGGUUUCGGAUAGUAUUCGGUCUAUGGUCCUGCCUUAGUUUUUAAAAUACAUUUUGGACAAUGUCAACCCCGGCAAGGAGACGGCUUAUGAGGGAUUUUAAAAGACUUCAAGAAGAUCCUCCCACUGGUGUGAGCGGAGCACCAUCAGAGAACAAUAUCAUGCUUUGGAACGCCGUUAUUUUUGGGCCUGUGGGAACACCGUUUGAAGACGGAACAUUUAAGCUGCUGAUAGAGUUUUCAGAGGAGUACCCAAACAAACCUCCCACAGUUCGGUUUGUCUCCAGAAUGUUUCACCCAAAUGUUUAUGCAGAUGGCAGUAUUUGUUUAGACAUCCUUCAGAACCGCUGGAGCCCCACAUACGAUGUGUCGUCCAUACUCACCUCCAUCCAGUCGUUGCUGGAUGAGCCCAACCCCAAUAGCCCGGCUAACAGUCAGGCCGCACAGCUCUAUCAGGAAAACAAGAGGGAGUACGAGAAGAGGGUGACGGCCAUCGUGGAGCAGAGCUGGGUGGACGUCUGAGCUUCCCUCAUCUUCACCAACCUCUCUCCAUCAUCUUUUAGUCUUUCAUUUUUACCUCAUCAAGAAAAAACAGCAACCACAUUGGAAGUACUCAAGUGCCACCCUGCAAAAAGGAAUUAAAAAAACAAAAACAUCAAGAGAACAACCAAAUCAGAAUGGCCAUUAACUUGCUUUUCAAUACAUUUAAGGAUAAAUAGGGAGGGGAAAUCUAUCUUAUAUUUGUGUUUUUGUCCUUAAUUUUACUUCUUUUUUUUUAUUGCAUGAUGUGAAAUAAGUUAUUGCUAACAUAAUUUGUAAUAUAUAUUCAUUGUUUGGUUGGAUUGAGGCUGUUAAUGUUUAAGUUUUUUUUUUUCCUCUUUUUUUUGUGAUGUCUGCUGGUGUGCACACAACUUGACUGUUUUGGAAAGGGCAGGUUGAUGACCAAAUACGCAUAUUUUGAAGAAUAACAACCCAGAAAAGGCCUUUCAGAGUCACUAUCAUUGUUAUUCUCCAAAGUCAGCCACAGAUGCAGCUUAUAAAGAGCUAUCUCUGAUCUCUUCCAGCAUAUCUGUUAUUUUAAGAGACACUGUAGGUUUGGGCUAACAGACGUCACAGGCUGCAACAGCGCCAAGUCUCCCUUGCCCUGAUGAAUCAUGACUCCCUGGCGAAGCAGCUCUGAGCUUUUAUUCCAUCGUUUCUGCUCCAAGGUAGAAGAGUAUGUUGGAGAGGGAGUGCUAUGGGAAAGUAAAUAUUAACACCAGGAUGGGACAGGAUAAACGUGGACUGUGGAUCCCAAAGUGGAGAACAGGCUUAGUAGAAGAGGUCGUAGGAAUUCCGACUGAGCCAAGGAAAUACUGUAUUCACUACAAUCAUUUAAUAUUUCUUAAGUCAGCUAAGUGAGUCCAUAUUCCCACGGCUGUCCUUUGUCCCCAUGUCUUUCUUUAUGAAAUGUUAUCAAAAUGUAUGUAGAGCAUCGGGGCCCCUGAGCUCAGGAGUUCAACAGUACUUUUAAGAUUUUCUCGAAUGGUGGUGCUAUAUCAUUUCUAUUGUGGUGCAUUCGUGGCUAACAGGGCUUAAACAACAGCGGUAGCAAGCUGCGAAGGUGACCGGCAACUGGAAUCAGGGUGAAGUUGGUAAAA
Messenger RNA from Etheostoma cragini (Arkansas darter), 1797 nucleotides. It is a transcript of the gene ube2b, whose product is annotated as ubiquitin-conjugating enzyme E2B (RAD6 homolog). Gene Ontology annotation, biological process: DNA repair; proteasome-mediated ubiquitin-dependent protein catabolic process; protein polyubiquitination. Lineage: Eukaryota; Metazoa; Chordata; Actinopteri; Perciformes; Percidae. Gene Ontology annotation, molecular function: ubiquitin conjugating enzyme activity. Bases 221 to 679 code for a protein of 152 amino acids. The transcript is spliced from 6 exons. The record is from RefSeq and is a predicted model, not a curated record. Gene Ontology annotation, cellular component: HULC complex.